AUGUAUAGACAUGAAAAUUGUCAUUCUGAAUUAAGAACUGAUAGCGUGAAUUACAUAUCAAUGAACAAUACAGAAUUCGAAGCAUUUUUGGAUACAGACUUCAAUAAUAUGGAUGAAUACAUAAAUCGAAUGUCUAAACUAGGUAGUUAUGCAGAUAAUCUCAUCAUUCAAGCAACUGCCAUCGUCAUUAAACGAAAUAUUGUUAUUCAUCGUGCUGGCGAUACAGCCAGCUUCAUAUCUACUAAAGAAAAUACAAAUCAACAAGUUCAUAUUGUGUACCAUCGACAAUCUCGACAUUACGACAGUGUCCAUCACUUAGAUGGAUCACCACAUCAAAUUCCUUUAACUCAUGUUCGUGUGGUUUAA
Molecule: messenger RNA, 366 nt
Organism: Adineta ricciae
Lineage: Eukaryota; Metazoa; Rotifera; Eurotatoria; Adinetida; Adinetidae
Source: the annotation of a GenBank genome assembly